GGCUUGGCACUGCGCCUUUCGGCGAUGAGCACUUUCUCCGAAAAAGCUGGAUAGAAACAAACUCCGUAGUUUGUUUCUCACCCAGUAAAAGUGUGGAACUCAUUUGUUUCGGACUUUGCUCAAGACAUUGCAUAUGGCGCAGCAGACGCGGGUGGCCGUGGUGACUGGUGUGAAUCGUGGCAUAGGCCUCGCAAUCCUGCGCCAGCUUGCCUCGGACAGCGCCGGCCCCCUCGUGGUCUAUGCCAGCACCCGCGCCGGCACGCUCCCCGAGGGCGUCGCGGAGGAGUGCCAGCCGCACGUCAAGAUCCUCCCCGUGCGACUCUCACUUCGCGACCCAAGCUCCAUCGACGCCCUGGCCUCGCGCGUGGCCAAGGAGCAGGCCGCUGUGGACGUGCUCAUCAACAACGCCGGCGUCUACUACUAUCGCGAGCGCAUUAGCGAUGCCGAGCGCGCCGACACGCUGGAGACCAACUACUGGGGCACACUGCGCAUGUGCCAAGCCUUCCUGCCCAUCCUGCGCAAUCCCGGCGGGCGCAUCGUCAACGUCUCCUCGCAAGCAGGCCGGCUGCGGUGGCUGGCGCCGCACCUGCGCCCGCGGUUUCUCGCCCGGGACCUGACGCUGGAGGAGCUGGACGGGCUGGUGCGCGAGUACGACGCAGCGGCGGCGCGCGGCGGCGAGGUCAAGGCCGGGUGGCCCCCGAUGGCGUAUUCGGUCAGCAAGGCAGCACUCAAUGCCUUCACGCGCAUCUUGGCGAGGGAGCAUCCCGGCCUGCUGAUCAACAGUUGCUGCCCCGGCUGGGUUAAGACCGACCUUGGCGCCCAGGCCGGCCCGCCGCCCAAGACGCCCGAGGAGGGCGCCCGCAUCCCGCUGCACCUGGCUUUUGGCGAGAUCGGCGACACGAGUGGCCAGUAUUGGGCCAACGAUUCGACUGGCGAUUCGGGCAUUGGCAAGGUGCAACCGGCGUUAUAGGCUUGGCGCCAAGAAGGGAUCAAUGGUAAACUCCGAUCGCGGCCUUGGUGUAGUGGUUAGCAUUGUUGC
Molecule: messenger RNA, 1039 nt
Organism: Thermothielavioides terrestris NRRL 8126
Lineage: Eukaryota; Fungi; Ascomycota; Sordariomycetes; Sordariales; Chaetomiaceae
Exons: 2
Coding region: 134-970 (278 amino acids)
Molecular function (GO): oxidoreductase activity
Source: RefSeq, a predicted model, not a curated record